This is a messenger RNA of Diachasma alloeum, 5789 nucleotides long. It is a transcript of the gene dysc, whose product is annotated as whirlin. Bases 167 to 2884 code for a protein of 905 amino acids. Gene Ontology annotation, cellular component: stereocilia ankle link complex; plasma membrane; stereocilium tip. The record is from RefSeq and is a predicted model, not a curated record. Gene Ontology annotation, molecular function: protein binding. Lineage: Eukaryota; Metazoa; Arthropoda; Insecta; Hymenoptera; Braconidae. The transcript is spliced from 16 exons.
GUUCCCUUUGACCGAGGCAGUCGUGAAGAGCUCGCCGGCCUGGUGAGGCGAUGCGCCUCAAUCGCGCGUACUCCUGCGUACAGCGGGUCGUGAUUAUUCUCAUGACACACCACAGACGUGCAAUCACAGAUUUACGAAUAUGAGAGACGUUUGACAAUCGAAGAAGAUGGCGAGCAGUACGGAGGACUACGGCUCAGAGCUGCAGGAGCUUCAGUGGGGUGGUGGUGGGUCCUCUCACUUUCUGCGUAACAGCGGAGGUGGAUUUUUGAGGGGUGGAGGUGGUGGCGGUGCUGGUGGAUGCUACGAGGCUGAGGACCUUGAGCCAUCGGGGGGUAGACAUCGGAGUACGCAGAAUAGAGGGUACUACAGCCCACCUGGGACGAGUUACACCAUUGUAGAGAGACCACCGAGUGCGCCGCAUCAUCAUUCCUCUCAUGCAACUCCGUACAGACAUCGAGGACAUGGAACUGGUGGUGGUGGUGCUAUAUCACCAGAACAAGUUCUCAGAUUAUUCAACAAUGGAGUAGCGGAAAGACGACAAAAUGAACGUCGCACCCCAGCGUCAAGUCCAGCGAGUGUCUCAGCCCUUCGUGGAGCGAGUUCUACCUCUCAACAGCAGACACAGCCCGCGAGUUCAACUCCUCAAUCGCCUCAAGCCCUCAGCCUCCAGGAGCUCACUGUCAGAACAAUUACCAUGACUCGCGAUCCCCCCGACUCUCACCAUGGCUUUGGCAUCUGCGUUAAAGGCGGCAAGGACGCUGAAGCGCAGUCAGGCGUGGGUGUGUAUAUUUCACGAGUGGAGGAGGGCUCAGUGGCAGAGAGAGCUGGCCUCAGACCGGGUGACACAAUCCUUGAAGUUAAUGGAACUCCCUUUCGCGCUGUCACACACGAGGAAGCCCUCAAGAUGUUGAAGUCUUGUCGUACUUUGAGCAUGACAGUGCGUGGACCAGCCCUAGAUCCAAGAUGUCGUGGUGGUCAUCCAGUUUGGUCAGGCUCUGGUAGACAGCAGUCGUGUUCCUGGAUGGAUCGUCAGGGUCGUCCAGCAUCACCACCCCCCCUUCAUCCCCGUGACUCGCGUUAUGGUUCACGAACACGAAAGGUAGAGCUCUGCAUCGAACCAGGCCAAUCCCUAGGGCUGAUGAUAAGGGGAGGACUGGAAUACGGUUUAGGAAUCUACGUGACUGGGGUUGAUAAGGACAGUGUGGCUGAUCGGGCUGGUCUCUUGGUUGGCGAUCAAAUUAUCGAGGUGAAUGGAACGAGCUUCGAGGAGGCCACGCAUGAUGAGGCUGUGCAGAUAUUGAAGACUAACAAACGCAUGAGUCUCGUGAUUAGAGACGUUGGUAAAGUUCCUCAUUCGUGUACGACGAGCCGGCCAAUCGUCGUACCAAGCUCAAGGUACCAGGACCAUGAUCCUCAGAUGAUACUGGAGAGCCCUGGAAAUCGUCCUCCUAGUCCUUCUAGCACUACCAGUGAAUGGAGACAUCGGGUCCAUUCAGUCUCCUCAGCAACAGCGGCAAUGGUAGAGGAGAAAGCGCGAGUAGUCCUAGCGAGAAGUGAGCGUGCAGCCCUCUCCCAACUUCUAGCAGACUACAGAAUACGAAGGCUAACGAUAGAGGACCUAGUGGCGUCCCUAGCAGAUCUUCUUAAUACCCACGAAAAGCUCACUCUUCUUACCGAACUCAGGGAGCUUGUUGAGAGUAAAGACAGGGCGGCCUUCGAUGAUCUCGUCUAUCGUCCGAGGGCCACCAUGACUCGAAGAAAAGGCGACAGGGCACACUCAGAUCUUGUGGUAACUCCAUCUAUCCACGAUCUUCCGAGGGGUGGCGGUCGUCCGGGAAGGCUGGUGGACGUCGAGGGAGAUCCUCUGGGUGUCACUGGACCCCUGCUGACGCGGGAGAAUCAGGAGUACCGGUCGCCGAGUGAGGACAGCGGACUGGGGGCUGAUAUGCCCCGAACUAGGCCGGGUUGCAGACGUGCCCAGCAACAUCAGGUAGCCACAUCCGACCUCGCCCUCUCCAAUGAUGAUGAGUGCGACAACCAGGAUUACGAGGACGAGAUUGAGAGCGACCGCGGCAGAAGGCACAGUUCCCCCAGUGGCUCCCGUGGAAAUCCCCGAGAUUACGCACAUCAUCAUCUGCAUCCCGACAAUUUGGAGAGCGACGGCGGUUGCGAAGGUAGCGACGCUGAGAUGAUCAGUAAUGGUCGUCGUGAGCGUGAUACUGAGGAUGAAGACGAAGGAAGGGAAGAGAGGAGCUCGGAGGGUGGAGGUGGGGGAGGUUUCGGUGGUUGGAGGUCCCACCUACUUGGUGGUCUUACUCAGCGCGUCAAGUCCUGGUACUGGGGCGCCAGACCCCUCGAGCUGGCUCAUAAGCUCUCGAGGAGCUUCGACAUGCAGGAAGCGCAAUUGUUAGAGGACGGAACUAGCACUGGUGGUGCCACUGGUGCCUCCGGUGCUGGCGGCCCUCCCAGAAGACAUCACAGCGCACAAAGACUGGCUAGGAGUGAAAUAUCGGAGAGGAGGGAGGAGGAUGGAGCACUCGUUGUGCCUGAUCACCAAGGGAAUCUCAGGAUUACAGUCAAGAAGACCAAGUCCAUACUUGGGAUUGCCAUCGAAGGAGGAGCCAAUACCAAACAUCCUUUGCCUAGGAUAAUUAAUAUUCAUGAUAAUGGAGCCGCUUACGAGGCCGGUGGUCUUGAAGUCGGUCAGCUCAUCCUCGAGGUUGACGGGCACAAAGUCGAAGGAUUACACCAUCAGGAAGUAGCACGACUCAUAGCUGAAUCCUUCGCAAGACGUGAUCGCAAUGAGAUUGAAUUUCUUGUUGUUGAAGCAAAAAAGAGUAAUCUAGAGCCAAAGCCAACGGCUCUUAUAUUCCUGGAGGCGUAGCAGGAAUCUCCCACCUCCGAGCCGGAACCACCGUAAAACACCUUGUGAAAAUCGUGAGAUUCAACUCCCUUGCAUCCAUACAUUUCUCCCUUCCCCCCCUGUUUAUUCCCUUCAUUCUUGGUGCUUAAUCGAGACCUCAGGGCCAUCGUGAUCGAGGUACUGCGAUGUUUAACUGCAGCCACAGGAAAAAAAUCCUCCUAAACUUGAGAAAUACAGUAUAACACUGACGACAAAAGUUGAUCAAAAAAUUCAAAAUGUUUUCCUCGACAAUGAAACGUAAAAUUGUGAUAUGUUUGAUACAUAAUAAUUCUAGAACGUUGCGAGAUACCGCAAUGUGGCAUUGAAGAGGUCAACAUUCAUGAUCAUUUUUUAUUUCAAAUAUGCAUAAAAAAUAUGAGAAAAGGAAACAAAAAUCAUUUUGUAGAAAAAGAAACUAAAAACGACAGCGAAGAAUUGUAAACUUGAUACCUCGACCAAUUGACCAAUUAAUAAACCCGUCAUUCCUCAUUUUUAUACCCAACGAAUUUCAUAAUCAAUCCGGCGGAUGGUGGGAAACUGAACAAAACCGGCUUAAAUGGCCGAAUGUACCUCAACGAUGCGCUAAAUGCAACGUGAAGGCGACACCGGUCAUGUAAAUCCCUCAGCAGGCAUCUGAAAGUUGAAUCUAAACAAGUAUCUAAAGAACGACGAAUACGACGAAAAACUGCAUCAAAAAAUUCCUGGUAAUGAUAACCGAGAAGAGUCGCCAAUUGUGCCAAAAACACACUCGAGGAUUUCUUUCAUAAAGAAAGCGUAAAAAAAAACUAACAAAUACACAAACACUUGUUCAAAGUUAAAUUGAAUGCUUGAAACGUACAGUGAAAACAAAAUUGGGAUAAAUUAACUCCUAAUUUCGAGUUUGAAUGGAGGCGAGAAAUUAUAAUGUAAAAAAAGGUGAAAAAAACAGUUUGAAAAAAAAAUGUUGACUAAUUCAUUAUCAAAGCAAUCAAAGAUGCGAGCUGGCCUCGACUGUCUACCAAUUAGUAACCCCCUGUUUUGUUUUUCUCAUUGCAAGAUUUAUGGCUCAUUUUAUAUGUAAAGAAAACAUUCGUUUAGUCGUGAAGGUGGAAAAAAAUGAAAACAAUUUAUUGGUCGAGCCAACUCGAGUACUUUGACCUGAUACCAAUAGACUUAUUUACUGGAAUUGUUGAGGCUUAAAGAUUAUUAUAAAUAAGUGUAUAUAUACUUGAAGUAAAGAAAAAUAUUAAUUAAUUAUAAUAGGAUUGGACAAUUAUUAAAGCUUUUCAGCGUUGAAGACAAAAUUCUGAUCAAUUGUGUAUUGUAAAAAGUGGGAAGAGGAGGUCUAAUCCAUAAAAUUGGAACGAGUUCAGACCUUCCGUGAUCAUAAAAACUGAAGAAAUACAUUUACGUUAACAGGAGAAGAAAAUUCACGGUUAUUGAUUUUUAUCAUCCAACUAAAAUUGAAAAAAAUAAUUAUCCAACUGUUCUCGACAUAAACCGUAAUUCCUAUAAUUUCAAUAGUUCUUUCUCAAUGUGAGAACAACGGUACUGAGCACUACUUUGGCAGAGUGAUUUUUAGGUAAACAAGAGCCACAAACUGUCGUUCACACUCAAUGAGAAUCAUCACUGGCUCUGCACGACACACCCAUUGCCGAUCCAAUUAGCAGACAGACGGUAAUGUGCCAAAGUCAUAAAAAAAAACAAAAGUUUAAUAUGGAAAAAUUGAAUAAAGCCGAAGUAGUCUAGUAGGUCGAUAGAGCAUGAAGCAAUAAUAAGACGAAUAAAAUUGGCCAGACAAACCAAGAUUGAAAUAAAAUGAGGGAGACUAGGGCAUGGGGUCACCAUCAACCACACAAAUAAUAUAAUUUCAUCACCAAUUUCAUUGAUUUAUGAGUAGUACGCACAAAUCGCCUGGAAUUCGCACCAACUUUACAAAAACUCAAAUUGAUAAAUAAUGAUAACGAAUAUAACCCAGAGAAUAAGAACAGGAUCGUGAGCACUAACCGAAAUGAAGUCUAACCGAAAUGAAUGAAAAUGAUAAUAAAUGAAUAUUUUUGUAAGCGGCUAUAUCAAAGACGCUCGCUCAGGCCAGACAUUUCAGCUGACAUAUCCGACAAUGCCUUACGCUUUAUGUGUUGAUGAUAAACGUGCAAAAACUCCAAAUUUUGGGAUAAAAUGUGUCUGCAGUAAAUAUUAAUAAUGACAAUGUGAAAACGAAAAUCCAAACACAAGCAUAUGAAAACCUGAUUGCCAGAUUAGAGAGAUCAACGGAUGAAAAAUUUUUAGAUCAACGUCAGUGAAAAAUCUUCGCAAAUAAUGGAAAAUUGAUUCAUUUAUGAUUAGAUAAUUUUGUAGAUUAUUUUAGAGAAAUCCUCGGAUGAUGUUUCGUUGACUCGUACCUUGUUAGAGAUUAGAACUAGGUGAAUCCAACGAAAAAGUAGGAAAAAUAUUGUUUGUUCGUGAAAGUAGAGAAGCUUCACCUCCCCUUCCCAAAAUGAUUUCAUUCAAAUCAUGUGAAUGAUGCAUCCAAGAGUCCAGGUAAUUAGAAAGUUUUGAUGAUGACGAAAUGUGUUAUCAGAGCGUCAAUAACAAGUUCAAUGAUUCACUGAAUAUAAAAUGGAGAAAAUUCAAAUAUUUAAGUUGAUAACGUUAAAACUGUGUAUAUAAUAUAUAAAUAAAUUAUACCUAAGCGCUCGUUCAUACUGCAUUUCAUAGUCCGAUCGGAUAUAAAGAUAAAUAUACAUAAAUUUUUGCAGAGUUUAACGCGUUGAUGACAUAAGGAGAGUUUUUCGCCGAAUUAACGUUUGUUUGUUUAAUACGGUUAUUUGUUUGUGCGCUGAUUGAUAUUCAUUAGAUGGAAUGUAAAAAGAAAUCAUGAAGAAUAUAAACGUGUAAUUAAACUCCA